Canis lupus familiaris (dog) is the source of this 2228-nucleotide messenger RNA. RefSeq names its product IgGFc-binding protein-like. Gene Ontology annotation, molecular function: protein binding. The coding region runs from base 1 to 2145 and encodes 714 amino acids. The transcript has 7 exons. Lineage: Eukaryota; Metazoa; Chordata; Mammalia; Carnivora; Canidae. The record is from RefSeq and is a predicted model, not a curated record.
AUGGAGGGGAGCGGGGGCGGGGGAGCUUUGCGGUGUCCGCCGCACUCGCACUACGAGCUGUGCGGCCCGUGCUGCCCAGCCACGUGCGCGGGCAGAGACAGCUGCGCCGGCCGAGGCGCCCGGGGCAGCCGCUGCUGUGAGGGCUGCGCGUGCGACGCGGGCUUCGUGCUGAGCGGCGCCGCCUGCGUGCCCCUGGCCCGGUGCGGCUGCUUCCGCGGCGGCCGCUACCGAGCUCCGGGGGCCGCGUGGUACCCGGGGCCCGGCUGCGCUCGCCGCUGCCACUGCGGCGCGGGGGGCGCGGUGACGUGCGCGCCGCGGCCGUGCGGGCGCGGGCGGGUGUGCGGCCUGCGCGGGGGCGAGCGCCGCUGCCUGCCCGAGGGCCGAGGCGCCUGCGCACUCGCCGGGCCCGCGCACGUGCUCGCCUUCGACGGCCGCGUGCUGCCGCUGCCCCCGCUCCCGCGCGCGCCCUUCCGGCCGGAGCGCUGCGAGCAGGUGCUGGCGCGCGCUGCGAGCCGGGGGCCCUGUCGCUUCGGCGUAGUGGUGGCCCGCGACGGGGCCGGGCCGCUCAGUCUGCACCUCAACCUCUCCGGGCACCUCCUGCAGCUAGACCGCUCCCGCGUGGGCGUCAUCACGGUGGAUGGUGAACACUGCCGGCUGCCCUGGGUACUGCCAGGGGGCAAGGCCUGGGCCACAUUGGAGGGCCGCCAUGUGGUGGUACACACAGCCUGCGGACUACAUCUUAUGUAUGACUGGGGCAGCCAGGUGCACCUAACUGUGCCUUCCACCUUCCACGGCCAGCUGGUGGGGAUCUGUGGGGCCUUUGGUGGCAAAGAUGGCCCCCUUGACCCCCCUCUAGACAAAAGAUCUUGGUUCAAGGGCCUCAUCACUAACCCCUGCCCACUGCCCCAGCCCAAUCUUGACUUUACCAUCAGCUGCCCCACGCAACCUCCGCAGAUCUACAAUGCCCCCAAACUGUGUAGACUUCUACAGGCACCAGAUGGUCCCUUUGGCCGCUGCCUGGACCAUAUCAGCCCUAAGCCUUUCCUCAGGAUAUGUCUGCAAAAUAUAUGUCAUACCCAUGGCCAGCACCUGGGUCUCUGUGAUGCCCUCACAGCCUAUACUGCAGCCUGUCAGGAAGCUGGCAUCCCUGUGAAGCUCUGGAGGGGCCCCAAGCUUUGCCCCCUGACUUGUCCACCCCGAAGCCACUACAGCAUCUGUGCACGGACCUGCGAUGGGGGCUGUGUCCAGCCUACCAGCCCCGCUCACUGUUCUACCCAGUGCUAUGAGGGUUGUGAGUGUGCCCCUGGACUCAUUUUUGAUGGCAGAGACUGUGUGUCUCAGGACCGCUGUGGCUGCUUUUACAGUGGACGCUACAUCCCUGUGGGGGAUGCACUGGUCCUGCCUGGCUGCCAGGAACGCUGUAUGUGCUUGCGUGGUCAAGGCCUCCAGUGCCAGCCCUUUUCCUGCCCACAGGGCACAGGCUGCAUUCUGGAUGGCGGUGUGCGGUGCUGUGAGGCUGGGGAGGGUGCUACAUGCCGCCUAGAGCUGGGGGGCCUCUUUACCACCUUUGAUGGCUUCAGUGGGCUCACACCCAUGCCUGUUAUGUCCUCUGCCUAUGAGCUAGCCACAUUGGUGGGUUCCAGGCCUGAGGAUCCCGACUGGUUCCAUGUCAUUGUUGACUUCCUGCCCUGUCCUGGCUGUACUGCUCUCAAACCACGAGUGAUUGUUGGCUUCAGGGAUGGCUGUGCAGCUGUGGGAACCAAUCAGGAAAUAUGGGUGAACGGGCGACCCGCGCGGCUCCCAGCCCAAGUGUGCGCGGGCGUGGUCGCACGCUGGGCUGAGGGCUCCCGGGUUGUCAUCGAGCGGCCCCCCACGCUGCGGGUGCUGGUGGGGCCCGAGGGUGCCGUGGCCUUACGGGCCUCUCCCGCGCUGCGAGGACGCCUCCGGGCGGCCUGCGGGGACUACAACGGAGUUGCAGCCGACGACCUGAUGCUCCCAGGACGACUCCGGGGUGCCAGCCUAAUCGACGUGUUCCAGGCGUGCCGGGCUCCGGGCUUCAACAACUGCGCCGAGAAGCUGGUUACUCCAGCCGUGACCCAACACUUCACCGGCCGACGCCGUCCCUCUGAACGUCCCCAUGGCUAGGACCUCCCGACGCACACCUGCCCUGGCGAUGGGAACCCACGGACCUUCCCGAGAUUGUUUGAAUAAAUAACUUAACGACCAAA